AUGGCUGCUCUUCGUUCGACCUCGCGCCUCGUCGCAUCCACAAGGCCUCUGUUCCGUCCUGCCGUCUUUGCUCGCUCGUAUGCCACUGUUGAUCCCGCUACUGGUGUCGGUCGCACUGGCAGUGCGGAGGCCAAGGUUACCCCCGAGACCAGGACUUCCGAUGUUCAAGAUCCCAACCCGUCCCAGUCUCCGAGAAUCAAGAAGUUCCAUGUCUAUCGCUGGAACCCAGACCAGCCUACCGAGAAGCCCAAGAUGCAGACCUACAGCCUGGAUCUGAACAAGACCGGUCCUAUGAUGCUGGAUGCGCUCAUCAGAAUCAAGAACGAGAUCGACCCCACCUUGACCUUCCGGAGAAGUUGCAGAGAGGGUAUCUGCGGUAGCUGCGCCAUGAACAUUGACGGAAUCAACACUCUGGCUUGCUUGUGCCGUAUUCCCACCGACACCAAGCAGGAGUCGCGUAUCUACCCGUUGCCUCACACCUACGUCGUCAAGGACUUGGUCCCCGAUCUGACCUACUUCUACAAGCAAUACAAGUCCAUCAAGCCUUACCUGCAGCGUGACACCAAGACCGAGGAUGGUCUCGAGCACCGCCAAAGCCCCGAGGACCGCAAGAAGCUCGACGGUCUUUACGAAUGCAUCUUGUGCGCCUGCUGCUCGACCUCUUGCCCUUCGUACUGGUGGAACAGCGAGGAGUACCUGGGUCCCGCCAUCCUGCUUCAGUCUUACCGUUGGCUGGCCGAUUCUCGUGACGAGAAGACCGCCGAGCGCAAGCACGCUCUCGACAACAGCAUGAGCGUCUACCGUUGCCACACUAUCCUCAACUGCUCGCGGACUUGCCCCAAGGGCCUGAACCCCGCUCGGGCUAUUGCUGAGAUCAAGAAGAUGCUCGCUGCUCAUUAG
Molecule: messenger RNA, 900 nt
Organism: Aspergillus fischeri NRRL 181
Lineage: Eukaryota; Fungi; Ascomycota; Eurotiomycetes; Eurotiales; Aspergillaceae
Gene: sdh2
Product: succinate dehydrogenase iron-sulfur protein subunit SDH2
Exons: 3
Coding region: 1-900 (299 amino acids)
Biological process (GO): respiratory electron transport chain; tricarboxylic acid cycle; aerobic respiration
Cellular component (GO): mitochondrial membrane
Molecular function (GO): electron transfer activity; 2 iron, 2 sulfur cluster binding
Source: RefSeq, a predicted model, not a curated record